AUGUCUCUCGAAGGAAAAACUGCACUAAUUACUGGUGGUACCAAAAACCUCGGAAAAUUGACCGCUAUCGAACUGGCGUCUAAGUAUAAGGCAAACUUGUUUUUGCAUUACAACUCUUCUCAAGGUGGUGAGCAAAAGCUGGCAGACGAAUUGGCUUCCAAGUAUGGUGUGAAGGUUGAAGUCUAUCAAGGCAAACUUGGCUCUGAAGAAUCAGUGGCCAAGCUGUUCGAGGCCUGCAAGGCUAAGUUCGGUUCAAUUGAUAUUGCCAUCAAUAACGUCGGUAAAGUGCUCAAGAAGCCAAUUGUUGAGGUUACCGAGAAAGAAUUUGACGAAAUGGACGUGAUCAACAACAAAGUUGCAUUCUUCUUCAUUGCGCAGGCCGCCAAAAACGUGAGUCAAGGCGGUCGGAUCAUUUCCCUUGUCACAUCGUUGCUAGCAGCAUACACACCAUUUUACGCUGUUUAUCAGGGUACUAAGAGCGCUGUUGAAUACUACAGCAAGAGCGCUUCUAAGGAACUUGUCUCCAAGCGCAUCUCUGUCAAUUGUGUAGCACCUGGACCUAUGGAUACACCAUUCUUCUACUCUCAAGAAAAACCUGAGGAUGUGGAGUUUUACAAAUCGGUUGCCUUUGAUGGCCGCCUCACCAAGAUUGAAGACAUUGCGCCUAUCGUUGGGUUUUUGGCUACUUCCGGAGACUGGAUUACCGGACAGACUAUUUACGCUUCCGGUGGGAUGACUGCGCACUGA
Molecule: messenger RNA, 747 nt
Organism: Lachancea fermentati
Lineage: Eukaryota; Fungi; Ascomycota; Saccharomycetes; Saccharomycetales; Saccharomycetaceae
Source: the annotation of a GenBank genome assembly